AUGGCCUCUCAAGAUGGUCAGAAUCAGAAACACAGAGGCUUUCCUGGUUUUCUCCCAGGCUAUCCUGACCCUGAUCACAAUCGUCCCACUGUGCCUUUGAAUUCAAGGAAGCAAGUAUUACUACCACCUCUCCCGCCGCCAGUCAAUCUCCCUCCUGGUCUAGAAUACUUGAGCCAGUUAGACCUGAUCAUUAUACACCAGCAGGUGGAGCUGCUUGAAAUGAUACUUGGCACUGAAACUUCCAACAAAUAUGAGAUUAAAAACCACUUGGGACAAAGAGUGUACUUUGCAGUGGAAGAAAGCAUCUGCUUUAACCGUAAUUUUUGUUCACCAUUAAGAUCCUGCACCCUAAGGGUCACUGAUAACACUGGUCGAGAGGUGAUUACAGUGCACAGACCAUUGAGAUGUACUAGCUGCUGGUGCCCUUGCUACCUACAAGAGUUAGAAAUUCAAGCCCCUCCUGGAACUAUAGUUGGUUAUGUUGUACAGAAGUGGGACCCUUUCCUGCCAAAGUUCACAAUUCAAAAUGAAAGCAAAGAAGAUAUUUUGAAAAUUGUGGGUCCCUAUGCAACAUGUGGCUGUUUUGGAGACGUUGACUUUGAGGUGAAAACAAUUAAUGAAAAGAUAACCAUUGGGAAAAUUUCAAAGUACUGGUCAGGAUUUGUAAAUGAUGUCUUCACAAAUGCUGAUAACUUUGGGAUACAUGUGCCUGCCGAUCUAGAUGUGAAAAUCAAAGCAGCCAUGAUUGGGGCCUGUUUUCUCUUUGAUUUUAUGUUCUUUGAACAUUCACUGGCUGGACUGUAA
Sarcophilus harrisii (Tasmanian devil) is the source of this 804-nucleotide messenger RNA. RefSeq names its product phospholipid scramblase family member 5 (gene PLSCR5). NCBI's taxonomy places the organism in Eukaryota, Metazoa, Chordata, Mammalia, Dasyuromorphia, Dasyuridae. Gene Ontology annotation, cellular component: plasma membrane. The record is from RefSeq and is a predicted model, not a curated record. Bases 1 to 804 code for a protein of 267 amino acids. The transcript has 7 exons. Gene Ontology annotation, molecular function: phospholipid scramblase activity. Gene Ontology annotation, biological process: plasma membrane phospholipid scrambling.